CCUCUGCCCCGUCUCUUCCAAUCUCUUUCUUUCUCUCUUCAGUUCCUUCAGGUAAAUCCUACUCAAACUUGUACCAACUUGUUUUUGACUGACAGUGAACAGCGAGAGAGUUUUCUUCAUUUUGAGGGAACCUAAACACCUAUCUCUCCCAAGGCAAUCUGCAUGGAGUGAUCCCUCCUGUGCCUUGUCAGACCCCCACAUCGAGCCAGGAGUCUGCCUUCACCCGUAUUUGCAGGCAGUAGCAGAAUCCCAGGUAGCCAGGUGGGUGAAGGGGAGCGAGGACAUCCCACCUGCCUUGGAGAAGACGGCUUCCAACCCGCUGAGUAAGUGACCAGGUGUCCCCAAGAGCCUGACGAUGGACCCCAUUCACAUUAGCAUGUCCAGCGCUCCCUUGGUGAAGCACCCAGCCGGCGCUGGACUCAAGGCCAGCAGGCCCCGCGUCAUGUCCAAGAGCGGACACAGCAAUGUGAGAAUCGACAAAGUGGACGGCCUAUACUUGCUCUACCUUCAAGACUUGUGGACCACCGUGAUUGACAUGAAGUGGAGAUACAAACUCACCCUGUUUGCGGCCACCUUUGUGAUGACCUGGUUCCUCUUCGGGGUCAUCUACUACGCCAUCGCCUUUAUCCACGGGGACUUAGACCUGAGCGAGCCUGUGUCAAAUCACACUCCCUGCAUCAUGAAGGUGGACUCCCUCACCGGGGCAUUUCUCUUUUCCCUGGAGUCUCAGACGACCAUUGGCUACGGCGUCCGCUCCAUCACCGAGGAAUGCCCCCAUGCCAUUUUCCUAUUGGUCGCUCAGCUGGUCAUUACGACCUUGAUUGAGAUCUUCAUCACGGGCACCUUCCUGGCCAAAAUCGCCAGACCCAAAAAACGGGCCGAGACCAUCAAGUUCAGCCACUGCGCGGUCAUCACCAAGCAGAACGGGAAGCUGUGCUUGGUGAUCCAGGUGGCCAACAUGAGGAAGAGUCUCCUGAUUCAGUGCCAGCUGUCCGGCAAGCUUCUCCAGACCCACGUCACCAAGGAGGGGGAGCGGAUCCUCCUCAACCAGGCCACCGUCAAGUUCCACGUGGACUCCUCCUCGGACAGCCCUUUCCUCAUCCUGCCCAUGACCUUCUACCAUGUGCUGGAUGAGACGAGCCCCCUGAGAGACCUCACACCCCAGAACCUGAAAGAGAAGGACUUCGAGCUGGUGGUCCUUCUCAACGCCACCGUGGAGUCCACCAGCGCCGUCUGCCAGAGCCGCACGUCCUACACCCCAGAGGAGAUCCACUGGGGGUUUGAGUUUGUGCCUGUGGUUUCUCUCUCCAAAAACGGAAAGUACGUGGCAGAUUUCAGUCAGUUCGAACAGAUCCGGAAGACCUCAGACUGCUCAUGUUACUGCGCGGAUUCCGAGAAGCAGAAGCUGGAGGAGAGGUACAGGCAGGAGGACCAGAGGGAAAGGGAGCUGAGAACGCUUCUGCUGCAGCAGAGUAACGUCUGA
Molecule: messenger RNA, 1483 nt
Organism: Pteropus alecto (black flying fox)
Lineage: Eukaryota; Metazoa; Chordata; Mammalia; Chiroptera; Pteropodidae
Gene: KCNJ15
Product: potassium voltage-gated channel subfamily J member 15
Exons: 3
Coding region: 356-1483 (375 amino acids)
Biological process (GO): potassium ion import across plasma membrane; regulation of monoatomic ion transmembrane transport
Cellular component (GO): plasma membrane
Molecular function (GO): inward rectifier potassium channel activity
Source: RefSeq, a predicted model, not a curated record